Pogona vitticeps (central bearded dragon) is the source of this 463-nucleotide messenger RNA. RefSeq names its product NADH:ubiquinone oxidoreductase subunit A3 (gene NDUFA3). The record is from RefSeq and is a predicted model, not a curated record. Gene Ontology annotation, cellular component: respiratory chain complex I; mitochondrial inner membrane. NCBI's taxonomy places the organism in Eukaryota, Metazoa, Chordata, Lepidosauria, Squamata, Agamidae.
CGAGACUGCGCAAGAGACUAAAAGGCUGUGAAACUACUGUUCCCAGAAUGCAUAGCACCCUCUUUACCUUGAUUGCAAGAUGUCGGCGUUCCGCAGAGCUGGUGAAUAUGUGAAAAACGCAUGGGCAAAGGAACCUGCGCUUGUGGCCUCUUUUGGCAUUUCUAUUCUAUGUUGCAUAGCACCUCUAAUCAGUCCCUGGACUAAAUAUACCAAAAUGAUUGCCGAAGUGGUACCAUAUACAUAUCCAGUUCCAGUUCGAGAUGAUGGAAAUAUGCCAGAUAUUCCUGCCCACCCCUGCGACAAGGAAGGGCCAAGCCUUGAGUGGCUGAAGACGUUUUGAGACAUACCACUUUUGAAGCAGCCCAGAACGCUCAGUUAAAGGGACAGUGAGGACUCUACAAAGCUACCUGCCCUUUCUUGUAUACCUGUUAGAAUUUCAAGAUAUAAUAAAUUUUCUGUUAAA